AUGAAGCUUAUUCCACCGAGCCUGGUCAGGCUACACCAGUUAAAAAAAAAGAGAAGAAACAAGGCUACGACCAUAGUGCCCAUCACCAACAAGCCGGAAGAACAGCCUGAAAAUCUGCAGGGGCUCUGCAGUUUGGGCUGCACUUCCUGCCAGCGUUUUAAUAACAUCCGAUGCUUCAUGAUUUUCUACUGCAUCCUGCUGGUCGCUCAGGGUAUUGUGUUUGGUCUUGUAGAUCUGAGCAUUGACAUGUUUCAGAAGGGCAAUCGCCUGAGAACCAUUGAGACAGUGGUGGUGUCAUCAAGUUACGAUAUUUCAUCUUGCCUGGUAGUAGUGUUUAUAUCAUACUAUGGAGGGAGAGGAAAUGUUCUAAGAUGGAUUAUGUUUUCCUCCCUUUUAAUAGGAUUAGGAUCACUUUUAUUUGCUUAUCCAUACUUCAGUGGUGAAAAUUAUCAAUUGAACAUAGAUACUGAAGAUAUUUGCAAAGAAAUGAAGAUUGUCAAAACUUGCAAGAAAUCCUUAUCAUUCCAAUCAAAAUAUGUACCUUUCUUCAUCCUUGGGCAGUCUGUGCAGGGAAUAGCAGGAAUGCCUCUUUAUACCCUUGGAGUAAUCUUUCUAGAUGACAACCUUGCCACACAGUCAACUGGUAUUUAUCUAGGCUUUAUGGAAUUUUCAGUAACAAUUGGAUAUGCUCUGGGUUAUACGAUCGGAGCACCCCUAAUUAAGUCCCUUGAGAACAAUAAUUCUGAUAAUAGUGUUGGAGUCAGUGAUGAUAAUGAACGCUGGUUCCAGACUUGGUGGAUUCGUUUUAUUUUUGUCUCAAUUUUGGCAUGGUCUACAUUAAUACCAUUGUCAUGCUUUACAAAGAGUUUACAAGGUACAGCAAGGAUAAAAUCUGGAAAACACAAAAAGCCUCAUUUGUUGGACAGAAAGUAUAAAGAUCAGGAAUUUGAAACUAGUAGCAAAGAUUUAUCUGCUUCUAUUUGGAUUCUGAUGAAGACUCCAAUGUUUGUAUGCCUAGCUCUGACUAAAGCUUCAGAAUCUUUACUUACAAUUGGAGCUUCUGAAUUUUUGCCUAAAUAUACGGAAAAUCAGUUUAUAUUAACAUCUAGUGAGGCAACUAUAGUUUCAGGACUUAUUUUAAUUCCAGGAGGUGCACUUGGCCAGCUUCUGGGAGGUGCCAUUGUUUCCAAGUUACAUAUGUCUUAUAAAGGCCUUAUGAGAUUUAUAAUGGUUACAUCUGCUAUAUCACUUGUACUGGUUGUGUUUGCAGUUUUUGUACGCUGUAAACCAAUACCGUUUGCUGGGAUCAAUGAAAAUUAUAAUGGAACAGGGCAGUUGGGAAACCUGACAGCUCCUUGCAAUUCUUAUUGUAGUUGCUCAUCUUCAUUUUAUUCACCUAUAUGUGGAAGAAAUGAUAUUGGAUAUUUUUCUCCUUGCUUUGCAGGCUGUACCUAUUUUAAAACAUUUAAAAGGCAGAAGACAUAUUUCAAUUGUUCUUGCAUUGAUGAAGGAUUAACAACUUCAGAUAAUCAAGGUGAUUUUAUUGAUGCCAGACUUGGGAUAUGUCAAGCAAAAUGCUAUAAAUUACCUGUGUUCAUUGUUUUUAUCUUUUCUACGAUUACAUUUGCUGCUUUUUCUGCUGUACCAAUCACCCUGACCAUCCUUCGGAUUGUACCUGACAAACAACGUUCUCUGGCCUUGGGUAUAACCUUUGUGAUUUUGAGAAUAUUUGGGAGUAUACCUGGCCCGAUAGUUUUUAAAAUGGCAGUUGAAAGUUCUUGUACAUAUUGGGAUGGUGGACGCUGUGGACACAAAAGAAAUUGUCGGCUCUAUAAUGCAACAAAAAUGUCCUACCUGUUUCUAGGAAUAUGUUUUUUUUCCAAGUUAUUCACAAUCAUCGUCACUGCUGUUGCAUUUAGCCUAUCCAAAUAUUUAGUAAAGGAAAAUAGUGAUACCUUCUCUGUAGCCAUGAAGAAUCCAAAAUUAAAACAAAAAGAAAAGAAAAGAACUGUUUUAUAA
Molecule: messenger RNA, 2019 nt
Organism: Miniopterus natalensis
Lineage: Eukaryota; Metazoa; Chordata; Mammalia; Chiroptera; Miniopteridae
Gene: SLCO6A1
Product: solute carrier organic anion transporter family member 6A1
Biological process (GO): transmembrane transport; sodium-independent organic anion transport
Cellular component (GO): basolateral plasma membrane
Molecular function (GO): protein binding
Source: RefSeq, a predicted model, not a curated record